AUGGAAGGGCUAUAUUUUAACAUUGAUAAUGGUUACAUCGAAGGUGUUGUUCGUGGUUAUAGAAAUGGUCUAUUAAACUCAAAUCAAUAUAUCAACUUGACACAAUGUGAUACUUUGGAGGAUUUAAAACUACAAUUAUCAUCAACUGAUUAUGGUAACUUUUUAGCUAAUGUUCCUAGUCCAUUAGCCACUUCAACUAUUCAAGACAAUGCUGCUCAAAAACUAUACUCUGAGUUCAACUAUAUCCGUGACCAGGCAGUACAGCCAUUAUCCAAAUUUAUGGACUAUAUUACAUAUGGUUAUAUGAUUGAUAACGUGGCAUUAAUGAUAACAGGGACUGUCCAUGAUAGAGAUAAAGCUGAAAUUUUGGAUAGAUGUCAUCCAUUAGGUUGGUUUGAUACAUUACCAACUCUAACUGUUGCCACUGAUAUUGAUUCAUUAUAUCAAACAGUUUUGGUGGAUACACCAUUAGCCCCAUAUUUUAAAGAUUGUCUAACUGCCGAAGAUUUAGACGAUUUAAAUAUUGAGAUCAUUAGAAAUAAAUUAUACAAGGCAUAUUUGGAAGAUUUUUAUAAAUUUUGUCUUGAACAACCAGAUCCAGCUUCCACUAUCAUGAAAACUUUAUUAGAAUUUGAAGCUGAUAGACGUUCAAUUAACAUCUCUUUGAACUCUUUUGACUCUGAAUUAUCACCAGAAGAGAAGAAAUCAUUAUUACCUGCAUUUGGUAAAUUAUAUCCAAUGGGUACUGAAGCUUUGGCAAGAGCAGAUGAUGUUGAACAAAUCAGAUCAAUUGUGGAGAAUGUUUAUGAAUAUAAAUCGUUUUUCGAUAACGUUGGUGGUAAAACUUUAGAGGAUCAUUUCUAUAAAUUAGAGAUGGAAUUAUGCAGAGAUGCUUUUACUCAACAAUUUACAAUCAGUACUAUUUGGGCAUGGAUGAAAUCAAAAGAACAAGAAAUUAGAAACAUCACUUGGAUUGCUGAAUGUAUUGCACAAAAUCAAAAAGAUCGUAUAAAUAAUUAUAUCUCUGUCUAUUAA
Molecule: messenger RNA, 1035 nt
Organism: Hansenula anomala
Lineage: Eukaryota; Fungi; Ascomycota; Saccharomycetes; Phaffomycetales; Wickerhamomycetaceae
Gene: VMA6
Product: H(+)-transporting V0 sector ATPase subunit d
Exons: 2
Coding region: 1-1035 (344 amino acids)
Biological process (GO): vacuolar acidification; vacuolar transport; proton transmembrane transport
Cellular component (GO): vacuolar proton-transporting V-type ATPase complex; proton-transporting V-type ATPase, V0 domain; fungal-type vacuole membrane
Molecular function (GO): proton-transporting ATPase activity, rotational mechanism
Source: RefSeq, a predicted model, not a curated record